Molecule: messenger RNA, 1608 nt
Organism: Fonsecaea multimorphosa CBS 102226
Lineage: Eukaryota; Fungi; Ascomycota; Eurotiomycetes; Chaetothyriales; Herpotrichiellaceae
Exons: 4
Coding region: 1-1608 (535 amino acids)
Biological process (GO): regulation of DNA-templated transcription
Molecular function (GO): DNA-binding transcription factor activity, RNA polymerase II-specific; zinc ion binding
Source: RefSeq, a predicted model, not a curated record
AUGGCUCAAGGGCGCGCCAAACGACCACAUCAGAAGGUGAAGACGGGGUGUAUGACCUGUAGGAAACGUCGAAUAAAAUGUGACGAGGGAAAGCCUGCGUGUCGACAAUGUACCGACUCGUUGCGCAAAUGCGAAGGCUAUCAACCGCCCCAGACAUGGUUGUUCAAACCUCGAAAGGUGUCGGAAACCAAAGAAGUCACCGAUAAUACAACUACCGCCAUUGUCCAGUUCGUCUCUCCUCUUGAACCCAUCGGCGACUCUGAGGACAGACGUUCUUUCCAAUUUUGGGUCGAACAAGCUGCUCCCGUCUUUUCCUCAUAUUUUGGUCAUUCCUUUUGGGCCGAGCUGUUGCCAAAAAUUGGUGUUGCUCAACCUGCUGUCAAGCAUAUGCUGCUUGCCACCUCAUCUGUCGUCGAGGCGUCCGCCCUUCAAGGUGUCCCCCUCGAAAAGAACUCAGUUUACCAGACCCAUUAUACCAAGGCCAUCCAAGCCACUUGCUCGUCUCCGCAGAUUGAGAGCGUUUUAAUGGCCUGCCUUCUGUUCGCCUGUUGCGAGUUCAUGAAGGGCUCAGUACUACCGGGACUCCGGCAUAUACAGGCUGGCCUGAACAUUAUAGACGAAUGGGUCAAAUCUACCCGAUCUUCAGACCUCCAAAUUUCGCCCGCCGCAAAGUUGAUCAUUCAAGCAAUAGCUCCCAUCUUCCUUGCCUACAUCGACAAGGCGCCGACAUAUGGCAUGGCGGAUCUCCCGAUCAACGAGUGUGCAUGUACCACCCUCAUUAACACCCACGCGGAGUUACCGUGGGUCGAACACUUCACCAAAAUUCACAGAGCCCAUCAUGCCUUGGACGGUAUUGGCCAUCAUAUCGCAAGAAUGAUGGACUACAGGAGAGCGCCCUGGCGACCAUCACCACCACAGAAGGUUCAGAUGUUGCUGGAGUCCUGGCGCAUGCACUUUGAAACAUUCGAAUCGAGUCUGUUCGAUGCCCAAAAGCCAAAGUACGGUUUAGCACUACAGCUGCUCAGAGUUCACUACACGAUGCUGUCCGUGAUGUUGAGAGUGUCGUCGAGCAAGCAGGAGACUGUCUACGAAAAGUACACCGAGGAAUUCAGGUGGAUUGUGGACAAGUACGACAAUUUUGCAGAGAUGUGGGCCAGCGACGAGUCUUCCAAGUUCUUCACCGGUAUGGGAAAUCUCGAAUACCACAUGGGGUAUAUUCCCCCUCUGUUUUUCACAGCUACCAAGUGCCGCGAUCCGGCCACCCGUCUCGCCGCCUUGAAACAUCUCAGCUCUCUGAGGGUGGUUGAGAACAACUGGACGAGUUGUACGGCGUACCUGAUUGCACGAAAGAUUAUCAGGAUCGAAAAUACCCGGGCCAGCAACAACAGACACACUGGUCUCAAAGAUGAGCAUGAUCUCAUCCGGCCGGUGGAAGCAUUCAUUACGGACAAACGAAGUACUCAGGCGGGCCUCAAUUACCUGGCUUUCCCCUACGAUUCCACGCCUUUGUUGCAGGAUACACUUGAUCUACAAAGUUGUCCGUUUGGCCCCUCAGCUCACCAUUAUGCAGAAUUAUCCGCAUUGGAGGAUAUCAAGGAGGUGGUGUAA